AUGGCCGAUGCCGAUAAUCGGGUUAUUCUAAAUGUGGGUGGUAUUCGUCAUGAAACAUACAAAGCAACAUUAAAAAAAAUACCAGCUACACGUCUUUCCCGUCUCACUGAAGCUCUAUCAAAUUAUGAUUCUGUCCUUAAUGAAUUUUAUUUCGAUCGACACCCAGGUGUAUUUGCACAAAUAUUAAAUUAUUAUCGUACAGGUAAAUUACAUUAUCCAACUGAUGUUUGUGGUCCGUUAUUCGAAACUGAACUUGAAUAUUGGGGUCUUGAUGCUAAUCAAGUUGAACCUUGUUGUUGGAUGACAUAUACAACUCAUCGAGAUACACAAGAUGUCCUUGUUGGUCUUGAUCGUUUAGAUCUUGAUGAUGAACCCAUAACAGAGGAAGAAAUUCCACAUAAAUUUGGUUGGGAUUUCGAUCCAACAAUUCGUCAUAAAAAUAUGAGUGUACAAGAAUAUAUGAAAACAUUACCAUGGUUUAAACGUGUACAACCUCGUAUAUGGCAAUUAUUUGAAGAACCCUAUUCCAGUAGUGCAGCUAAAGCUAUACAAGUUGUUUCAAUCUUUUUUAUUCUUGUUUCAAUAAUAUCAUUUUGUUUAAAAACUCAUCCAACAAUGCGUGUACCAACAAUAGCAUUAAUUGAAAAUAAUUUUACAAAUAUAACACCUACGUAUACAUUAUAUAAAGAACGAACAGAAGCUCAUGAAGCAUUUCAAUACAUUGAAAUAGCAUGCAAUGUUUGGUUUACAUUUGAAAUAAUAACACGUUUUAUAGUAUCACCAAAAAAAUUUGGUUUUAUCAGAUCACCUGUGAAUAUCAUUGAUUUUCUUGCAACAUUAUCAUUUUAUUUAGAUAUAUUAUUUAAUAAAGUAUUACCAGCAUCAUUAACAAAUACAGAUUUAUUUGAAUUUUUUUCUAUUACACGUAUAUUUCGUUUAUUUAAAUUAACACGUCAUUAUGGUGGAUUAAAAAUUCUUAUACACACGUUUACAGCAUCAAUGCGUGAAUUAAUGUUACUUAUAUUUUUUCUUGUCUUAUUCAUUGUCAUAUUUGCUUCAUUAAUUUAUUAUGCUGAACGUUUACAAAAAAAUCCAGAUAAUGAUUUUACAUCUAUACCAAUUGGACUUUGGUGGUCCAUUGUAACAAUGACAACAGUUGGUUAUGGCGAUAUGGUACCAAAAACAUAUGUUGGCAUGAUGGUUGGUGGUUUAUGUGCAUUAACAGGUGUAUUAACCAUUGCAUUGCCAGUUCCUGUUAUUGUUGCUAAUUUUGCUAUGUAUUAUUCACAUACACAAGCACGCUCAAAAUUACCGAAGAAACGACGAAGAGUUAUGGCUGUUGAACCGGUUAGGCCACCAAGAGCAACUGGUCAUGGUGGUGGAGGUGUUGGAGGAGGAGGAGGUACCGGUGGUGGUAGUAGAGCUUUGAAUAAAUUUGGUAUGGAUGUUGGAAAAAUAGAUGGAACAAUGAACAUGCAAGGCGUACCACCUGGUGGUGGGCCACGAAGAAAUGUUAUUAAACAAGGUGGUGGUGGCAUGGCUGCUAAAUUUGGUAUGACUGAAAACAAUAUUAUUCACAAUCGAAUUGAGGAAAUGGAAAUGAAAAUUGCAAGUGUUAAUACAUCACCAAUAAACAAUAGUACGAGUACAAUCGAUACACAAGGUGAUAAUCAAAAAUUAGAUCAACGUUCAUCAUCUCGUGUACAAUCAUCACGUACAAUUCUUACUGAAGUUGCUAAUUAA
Messenger RNA from Rotaria sp. Silwood2, 1743 nucleotides. NCBI's taxonomy places the organism in Eukaryota, Metazoa, Rotifera, Eurotatoria, Philodinida, Philodinidae. The record is from the annotation of a GenBank genome assembly.